This is a messenger RNA of Periophthalmus magnuspinnatus, 2784 nucleotides long. RefSeq names its product BTB/POZ domain-containing protein 10-like. The transcript is spliced from 8 exons. The record is from RefSeq and is a predicted model, not a curated record. Gene Ontology annotation, biological process: positive regulation of phosphorylation. Gene Ontology annotation, cellular component: cytoplasm. Lineage: Eukaryota; Metazoa; Chordata; Actinopteri; Gobiiformes; Gobiidae. Gene Ontology annotation, molecular function: protein binding. Bases 84 to 1718 code for a protein of 544 amino acids.
GGCUUUGGGCGAGCCGGUGGUCUUUACCCGCGAGCCCAGGUCCACCCCGAGCGCUGGAACGAUGUGGAUUAAGUUGCAAAGUAAUGUGCGAGGAUGCUGCUGAAACUGCCGGCAAGCCCGAUCUGUUCGGAGGAGCGCGAGGCUUUUGUUCCGCUGUUGUGCCGUGCUGCUUUGUCUUCACUUGGCCCUCGGAUACAGAGCGCGAGCCGUUGGGUGGGCCCAUUGUGGACCUCGAGCAUCAGCAGCAGGUCAUGAGUGUGUUUGGCUCAGGGGGCGGGGCCACAGGGGGCGGGGCCUCAGGUGGAGCCCGACCAGGUGAGCACUACAGAGAGCAGCGGCGUCGUUCCAGCGACCGCUCACGAGACUCCUCCCACGAGAGAGGAGAAAACCAGCUGACCCCCUGCAUCCGCAACGUCACCUCCCCAACCCGACAGCACGAUCGUGAGCGUGGUGAUGGCGGCUCAUCGUCCCGCUCGUCCAGUCCCCGCCCACCAAAGGUCCCCCUGACCUACUCCCAUGUGGGACAUGUACCUCGCUCCGCUGACCUCCACCCCAAAUUGGUGGGACAGGGCCCCAAUGACAUGAUCUAUGUGUACGACCUGGGCAGCAAGGAGAGCCACCGGGGACCCUUGCGGCUCGGAGAGAGGGUCACUCUCAUCGUAGACAACACCAGAUUUGUGGUAGACCCGGCCAUUUUCACAGCCCAGCCCAACACCAUGCUGGGCAGGAUGUUUGGGUCUGGGCGGGACAAUAACUUCACUCGACCAAAUGACAAAGGAGAAUAUGAAGUCGCGGAUGGGAUCAGUUGCACUGUGUUCAGAGCCAUUCUGGAUUACUACAAGUCGGGGAUAAUCCGCUGCCCUGACGGCGUUUCCAUUCCUGAGCUGCGGGAGGCAUGUGACUACCUCUGUAUCUCCUUCAACUACAACACCAUCAAGUGCAGAGACCUAAGUGCCCUGAUGCACGAGCUGUCUAACGACGGCGCGCGGCGACAAUUUGAGUGUUACUUGGAGGAGAUGGUGCUGCCUCUCAUGGUGGCCAGUGCACAAAGUGGAGAGAGGGAGUGUCAUGUUGUGGUCCUGACUGACGAUGACGUGGUGGACUGGGAUGAGGAGUACCCCCCACAGAUGGGAGAGGAGUAUUCCCAAAUCAUUUACAGCACCAAGUUGUACCGAUUCUUCAAGUACAUUGAGAACAGAGAUGUGGCCAAAGCAGUACUAAAAGACAGGGGCCUGAAGAAAAUCCGCCUGGGCAUCGAAGGUUAUCCCACCUACAAAGAGAAGGUCAAAAGGAGGCCAGGGGGGCGUCCAGAGGUCAUCUAUAACUACGUGCAGCGCCCGUUCAUCCGCAUGUCCUGGGAGAAGGAGGAGGGCAAGAGUCGACACGUGGACUUUCAGUGUGUCAAGUCUAAGUCCACCACAAACCUGGCAGCCGCAGCCGCAGACAUCCCUCAGGACCAGCUGGUGGUGAUGCAGCCGGGACCUCCGUUAGAUGAGCUGGACACUGUGCCCCCAGGACAUGAACCACAGCCCCCCACAGCUGUCCUGGAGCCUCUGCCCUCACAGGCAGCUCACAAUGUCCCCCACCCACCACAGGAUGUACCCCACCAGGCAGCACCCAGUCUGGUCCACAGUAACCACAGUAACCAGCACAGCAGCCACUCUCAGGCCACAUAUCACUAUGAACCCGGCCCAGACCCUCCCUCCCCCUCUGCAUGAGCCCAGAGCCGCGUUCACUCUCAAACAGGCCCCUACCACUAACGGGAAACAGGAGGGGGCUCAUGAUAAAAUGCACUUGAAUGUGUUAUGUAAAGAGAAACUUUGUACAACACGGGCUAAAGCAAUAAACAGAAAAAAUCCACACCAUGUAUUUAAACAAUUAGGCUCAUUUUCACCUACAACACACAGUGCAUCGUAUACACAUAAGCUCUAAUGCAGACAUGUCCCUUUACUCCACUUAUUUAUGGACGGAGUUGUACUGUAAAUCUGAGUCGUUCACAUCUUCUUUGGUGACCCCUGUUCUCCUGUCUGCUUUAGGGCCUUUUGCUAAAUGUCUAAAUGACCCAGGUUCUCUUCACACACGGUCUGGUGGAAAUGACAUUGCUUUUUUGUGGUAGCGCUACAGUCUGCAGUAUGAAGUCAGUCAUAUGUUAUCUUUGCAUAUCGUGCUGUUUGCUAUUGCUGGAAUAAUUUAAGCUGACAAUUUCUCAGUACAAGGUUUUCUACCUCAAUGUUGGAAGAAAUUAGAUCUGUUAGAGAGCAGUUUAAAAAGGUCUUGAUAACAAUCAAUUUUUAUUACAGACUUGGUUUUGAGCAUGUGAGUUCUUCAUCUUGUCAUUCAAACCACAAUACAGUAUUAAUGUUUAUUUAUUGUAGGAAAUGAUUAACAGAACCGCAGCUGUUGAUGUGGCGGCACCAUUGCACACUUAAUGCAUAUUUUUAAUACAUACAUACUUGUAGACAGAUUUUAGUUGCCAAAGAGCACAGGGUCACUCUUUUCUGUUAGGGGAGUGAAUGCGGCAAUGUUUCCUUGAGCCUUCUCCUUUUUGAGGGGCAGAACACCACUUUGCCUUUGCUGCCCUUUGAGUGGGACCCUAGAAGGUUCUGCUCAGACAAAUACUGUGGAUAUGAAUAUCCACAUAACAAUUGCUGUAUGGAAAUGCAUCUAAAGAUUAAAAAAAAAAGGUUCAAUGUAUUACACUCCGUUUUUUUUACAAAAUGCAGGAACACAUGAUGUCACAAAAGAUGUUUAUAUGUUUUUUGUUUUUCAAUAAAUACUAUUUAC